Acytostelium subglobosum LB1 is the source of this 2895-nucleotide messenger RNA. RefSeq lists its product as hypothetical. Gene Ontology annotation, biological process: regulation of neurotransmitter receptor transport, endosome to postsynaptic membrane; regulation of modification of synaptic structure; neurotransmitter receptor transport, endosome to postsynaptic membrane. The record is from RefSeq and is a predicted model, not a curated record. Gene Ontology annotation, cellular component: glutamatergic synapse; extrinsic component of postsynaptic early endosome membrane; postsynaptic recycling endosome. Bases 1 to 2895 code for a protein of 964 amino acids. Lineage: Eukaryota; Evosea; Eumycetozoa; Acytosteliales; Acytosteliaceae. The transcript is spliced from 8 exons.
AUGUCUCAAUCCAAGGACAAGAACAAGAUGGCUGAGAUAUUGGAGGAGAAUGAAUCAUUGAAGAGGUCAAUGCAACAGAAUACUCAAGUCUAUCAGGAUCAAACUGAAGCUUUGAAGCACAAUAUAAAGAGCCUGUAUGAUACGAACAAGCAGCUGGAGGAUGAGAUAUUGAUGGUCAAGAAGGACAUGCAACAGUACUUUAUAAAGUCUGAGGAGCAACAGGCCACCAUCAGGAAGCUGCAGGUUGAUAUUGCCGAACUCAUUUGCUCAAAGGAGGAGUUGGAGACCAGUAUUGACAACUAUAAGAAGUUGGUUAAUGAUGGUCAGAUGAUGAUGCAGCAGAGUGAUGUACAACCGCCCUCGGUCGUCGUCUCUUCAGAUGGAGGAGAGGGAGAGGAAUCAAACGAUCAGGAUCAAAUUCAGGGUCAGGGCCAGGCCCAACAGACACUUGCCACACCAUCACCAAUGCUGGGAUCCAUGACUCCACUAUCCAUUCAGCUAUUGCCACUCAAUCAACUUCUUACAUUGUUGGAUGACGAUGAAUGUUGGGGUCAAGAGGAUAAGGACCAGAUCAAGACUCAGAUCAAGACCAAGCUCACAGAGCUGUAUGAUAGCAAGAAGCAGAUGAUGGCGACAUCAAGCACGAAUAGCUCACAGAAUGGAACACCUUUGCUCAACUCACAGAAGAAGGACAUGAUAUUCCAUCCUUUGGGCGAACCUUUGUUCAACCCAGAGGAUGAGAAAGAGAAGUCCAAACUGCGCGAGACAAUCAAGAGUCUGAUGGAGCAGAUCAAGGAGAAUGAUGGACGCACGAACAAGCAACAGACAGAGGCAAAGGACUUACAGACUCAGGUCGAUUCACUGAAUCUUAGUGUCAAGGAGUGGCAGGACAAGCAUCGCGCCGCAGAGAUACAUCGCGUCAAGAUCGAGGAGAAGUUGGAGGCCGACAUCAAGAAGUUGGUCAACGACAUCAGUGUAUUGAAUGGCGAGAAGGAUGACCUGGUCAAUCAGAAGGCACAAGUGCUGCAGGAGUUGCAACAGACGAUCACCAAGCAUCAAUCUGCCAUCACUGAUAUUGAGAAGGCCAACAACGAAGCAAAGGAGCAACAAGAGAAGCAACUCAAUGAUAAGAUCAACGAGCUCAAGGAGCAAAAGAUGCACUACGAGACGAUGGUGUCAGACUCUACGGAUCAAUCACACAUUUACAAGUUGUCACGAGACGAGUAUGCACAGUCAUUGAAGACAAUGAGUGAGGACCUUGGUAUUAAGGAUCAGUUGAUCGAGGCAAAGGGAAGCGAGAUCAGUCAGUUGAAGGAGACGAUCAAUAACUUGGAGAAGGACUGCAAGCAGACCAAGGCUGUGUUGUUGGAACGAGAGGCCGAGCUCAAUGACACCCGUGCCAACACUGAGAGUGUAUCGACCAUGAUCAAGAAGGCCGAGGAGAAGUUGACCCGCGAGCGAGCCAGCUUUGACUCGUUGACGACAAAGUUCAACAAACUCAAUCAAGACUACUCGGAGCUGGAGACAAAGAGCAACGAGUUUGAGAAGCAGCAGAAGGAAUCAGACGAGAGGAUUUUGAGGAUGGACGAGUCCAAUGCAUCAUUGGUCGAGCGAACUACUCAGCUGGGCGAUCAGUUGGAUCAGCUACAGACUGAACUCAAAGACAAGACAAGACAGAUUGAGGAGUUGAGCACAUCACUGGAGGAGGCCAACAAACAGUUGGGUGAACUGAAGGAUCUGCAGCAACUAUAUGAUGAGACGAAGCAGAAGCAUGAGGAGACUCAGGCCUCAUGCGCUGACCUCCAACUUGUUGUGCCACAAUACGAACAGUUAAAGGUUGAGCACCAAGAGGCCCUGGACAAGGUGAACAAGCUAGAGACAGCACUGGCAGAUGCAGACACUGAGAGAAAGAUUGCCGAGAAGAAGAAGGAUAAGAUGAUUAAGGAUCUCAAGACAGAGUUGACAAAGGAGCGUUCAAAUGCUAGCCUCUUGUCACAAUCAUCAAACAGCAUUCCAAGCACGCCAAACAUGUCUCCAUUGUCACAAUCAUCUGGUAGCAUAUCGAUGCCAACUACCCCAAUGACAACACCAAUGAAGACCCACCUCAGGACCAUGUCCAAGGGUGAACCAUUGGCGCCAUCCACUCCGCCAACAGGUACAACUCCACGUAUGGCAGCACCAAUGAUGAUACCAGGUCUACCACCAAAGGGAGCUCAACAUGGAAACAGUGAAUCAAUGCGUAAUGAUAUUGAGAUCAUGGGCAAGAAGCUUGGUGAGCUUGGCACCGAGAAGUACAAGCUGGAGGAGAAAAUCAGACUGCUUGAAGAGAAUGUAUCAUUAUUGAACCAGGAUAUUGAGAAGAAGAACAGCGUCGUGCGAUUCUACAUUUCAAAGACACAGUUGGGCAAGGCGACAACUACCGACGAGAAGACCAAACGACUGAAAGGUGGUGCCGCCGGUUCCUUCUGGCGAAACAACGAUCCCCAACUAGUUGGAGAGAUGGUAGAGAAGAUGGAGAAUAUCCUACAAGAGAAUAUCAUGAAGAAUAUUCAAUUGACUAACGACAUGGAAGUACUUGGCAAUGAGACUGGAAGACUGUCAACGGAGAAUAGAGCAAUCAGACAAUUAUUAUUGGAUAAUGGUAUUCCAAUUCCAACGAUCGUUGAGAAUCAACCAAUGACUAGAAGUAGCUCAAAUAAUACGGCCACUUUAAGUAGCAGUGUUGGUAGUAGUCUCGGCAGCAGUAGCAACAGUAUUGGCAGCAGUAGCAAUAGUAUAACAAAUAUUUGGGUUUCCGAGACUAUUGACUGGGAGUCCUGGUAUGGACCGGGGAAUUGUUUGGCUAGAACCUUUCUCGAUAGACCCUUGGUAAAGAUCAACUUGGGAUUGAAGUAA